AUCUCAUAAAAAUCUCGGGAAUUGUAAACAAACUUUCUUGAACAUUUCUUUCUCGAUUUUCAUUGUUAAUAAAAAUGCUUUCUCUUAAUAAAUUUCUAAUUUCGGCCAAAUCAAUCUUAAAUCCAAGAUUUGCCGCUUCGUUUCAAAGCGCGAAUUUCUCAUCCAUUGAAGAGAGGUUGGGUCUCCCACAAAGACCAAAAAAGCCACUUACUCCUUAUUUUCGCUUUCUUACUGAAAUCCGACCAAAAGUAACCAAGGAAAAUCCUAAUCUUUCAAUAACUGAUACAGUAAAAUUAUGUGCCAAGAAAUGGGCAGAAUGUGAUGAAAAUAUUAAGCGACCCUACGAAGAAGCAUACAUGAAAGAAAAGGAAAAGUUUAUUAACGAAAUUGCAAAGUAUGAAAGCAAACUUACAGAUGAACAUAGAGCUAUGAUCUCUGAAGCUCGCGAAGACAUGGAAAUUCAGAAAGAAAAACGAGCUUACAGAAAGAAAAUCCGUGAAAAUGAUAAACCUAAAAAGCCAGCAUCAGGAUUCUUGCGAUACCUCAAGGAAAUGAAUGCCACAGAAAGCCGAGGAGAUAAAAAAUUCCACGAUCACGUCAAAAGUAUUGCUGAAAAAUGGAAUGCUCUUCCCGAAUCCAAGAAAAAUGUAUACAACGAAGCAUGUCGUAAUGAAAAUAUAAAAUACAAACAAGAACUGACAAAAUGGGAACUUAAAAUGAUUCGUUUGGGUAACACUGACAUAGUAAGACAAGAAGCUCUUCUUGAGCCUCAAAAGUCUACAAAAUCAAGAAAAGCAGGACGCUCCCAUGACGAUUGAGAACUCGGGUGGUGUCCUGACUCUCUCGAUGAUAAAAACAGUUUUUCAUCCAACAUUCUUCCUCAAAAUAAUUUACAACAACAACAACCCAAUGCUCCUCUUCCAAAUGUUGAUGAGAAUAAGGAAAUUAAAGUUAAGACAGAAGAAAGAAAAUUAGAAUCAUCAUCAGAGGAAGUAUCGGAGUCAGACACCACGGGUGACAACAUCAAAAAUAAAAAUAUAAACCAAACAGAAACAAACAAAUCCUCAGAAGCACUAACACCAACAGAUAAAUCAAACCAAACCAGUAAGGAAACCGUGUUGAACAAAUUGAAAGAUUUCUUCAAAUUCUAAUCUGUUUGUUGUUGACACUUCUGGAAAUCACCUCAUUUAAAUGUUCACUAACAAACGACAUCCCCAAAAAAAAAUCAUAGAAUUUUAGUUAUUAGAGCUUAUUGAAUUUUAAGAAUGAAAUAUUUUUUCUUUUCUCUCAUAAAGUGAAUAAAGUUUUGAAUAAAAAAGAUUAA
Molecule: messenger RNA, 1324 nt
Organism: Clunio marinus
Lineage: Eukaryota; Metazoa; Arthropoda; Insecta; Diptera; Chironomidae
Source: the annotation of a GenBank genome assembly